Messenger RNA from Fusarium venenatum, 2016 nucleotides. The record is from RefSeq and is a predicted model, not a curated record. Lineage: Eukaryota; Fungi; Ascomycota; Sordariomycetes; Hypocreales; Nectriaceae.
AUGAACGCGACAAAAUGGAGAAUCUCAAAGGCUUGCCAAGAAUGUCGCGCCAAGAAGAUUAAAUGCAAUGGCGAGACGCCCUGCCAGAACUGCCGAAUGAGAAAUCUCAGUUGCGUCUAUCGCGAAAAGGCCCGUAAUCGGACGCGAAAGGUCAAACCGCGAACUGCCGCCUAUGAGACAAUCAUGUCUCACGAUGCAAUGGAGAGCACUUCACUAGAAGCAUCCGACGAAGGGACAGUUCCGCCUACGCCGAGCGCUGAUGAUGCUUCUAUCGGACCAUCUGGCUCAGUAAUGGACAGUGAGCGCAGUACCGGUAUAACUCACAAUGCCGUCGCUGCAACACAUCGCGCAUCCCCGUCAUGUUUCCUCCAGCUUUAUUAUGGACCUUCAUCCAAUUUCGCUCUCCUCAAUUCUAUCUACCACCAAAUAGCAGGAACAUCUCCGAACGAUCCUUCGUCGCGCUCUGGUAUUGUCGAAGAGGGUGGUCCAGGUCUAGACCUUUUCAGUCACCGAAGAUUGUUCUUUGGGGAUUUGGCAGAUAACCAACGACCAUCGUUACUCCCCGAUGACGGCUCAGCCCUGCUUAUUGAUCCCGAAACAGCCCAUCGGUUACUCGAGAGAUAUCUUUUGACCUACUGGCAUGGCCUGCCCGUUAUGAGUAAAGACGACUAUCGUCGUCGUUUAGACGCGUUGUUUCAGCCGCCAGGAAUCUUUGAUUAUGAUGCGCCCGAGACAAUCAUCAUCAUGCUUGCAGUUGGCCUAGGGGCCUCUAUGACAGGUGAAGAAGCCAUUGCAGAAUUUAUUUUCCAAAAAACAAAGCAGGGCGCCGCGAAAUUGGACGAAGUUGUCAACAUGCAAGUCGUCCAAAUACACCUUUUGAUGAUAACUGCUGGCCUACACAAAGAUGGGUGCAUGCGCCCUGGAUAUACAGAGGAUGACACAAAUCAAAGAAGCAUCACCUUUUGGAGUGUAUUCUUCUGGGAAACAUGGCAAUGUCUUGUUCUUGGUCGCCAUAGCUCGAUUCCUGACCCCGGCCCAGUCAUUCCGUUGCCGAAAGAUCAAAAACUACUCAGAUCCUUGGUCACGUUAUCACGCAUCAUGGAUAAGUGUGUCAAGCGUAUAUACAGUCCACGGCAUGACUCGUUAUUGCCUGUGUGGAAUGCAGCUGUCGAGAUUCGUCGCGAAUUACAUCAGUUUGCAGAGCAGCAACUCAAGGAUAUGAAGUUUGGCCUCGUUGGCGAUCCGAGUACUGGAGAGCUUGGUGUGUGUCAAGCUAUGGUGUCAACUAUGUACCAUCACACCCUACUACUAACAUUCCGCCCAUUCCUGAUAUUAAGAGCCAAGCUCAACCGUGAUCGAGCGUCUGCUACAUCUGCCGAUAAGUUGCAAUUACCUCCACCUUGGCUUGACAGCGCCUGCGAAUACUGUCUAGAAGCGGCGAGAAACUCAGUUGGAUUCCUGACAGGCUCUUGUGCCACAAACAUUCUUUGCCGUGACAUUAAAUACCAUGGCUUCUUCAUCGAGGGAGCUUGCUACGCUUUGGCUUUUGACAUGCUCCAGGAGAAGAAAACCGCCCAUCGCAACUUGCCUUGGAUUCAUUCAGGUCUCAGAUGCUUGCGUUCUAUGAUGGGAUCAGCCGGAAUCAACGCAGGCCAACUGCCAAUUACGAUUGCCUCAAUCGAGCAGAUGGUUCGCUCUGCCGGCUUUGAAAUGAAAGACCCUGUCAACCAGACACAGCAGUAUCAGCAACAACUUCCAAGGUCGACACUUCCCGGCUCGCCGGCUCCUACUAAUGUGGCAGGCAUGGGGAGCGAGCCAGCAUUUACCUUUCCUUCUAUGCCAUUUGGCUUCGACACGACGGGUCAGCUGAAUGGUGCAUCACCGGCGGGUGCUAGACCAGAAGAUAUGGCAGAUUUUACAGCUGCUGAUGUUGGCUGGGAUAUUGAUUUCGGAUCAAUGAACAUGGAUGCGUUUUUGUCUCUUGAUUCGGCAGAGGCUUUCAAUUUUGCGCCUUGA